Messenger RNA from Closterium sp. Yama58-4, 1797 nucleotides. Lineage: Eukaryota; Viridiplantae; Streptophyta; Zygnematophyceae; Desmidiales; Closteriaceae. The record is from the annotation of a GenBank genome assembly.
AUGUCGAAGCACUACCGGGCUAUCCGCAGCUUCCUACCCACCGCAACGGCGGUCGGAAAGCGCCUCUCGCGGCAGACCUCGCAGGAAAUAGUCCUAGGUGGUGGCAUCGGCGUUCCUCUGGCCGAGGCCUCCUCGCUUGUGCCGCGUAGUAACACGAUCGCGCAAUCAUCAUUCGGCGCGCUUCGCCCCAACGGCCCUGCGAUUUCCACCACGUCUUCCGCCGCGUCCGCGUCAUCCGCCCCGCCUUCCGCGGCAUUAUCCCCAGCGGAAUCCUCUUUCCGGAGACAUCACGAUCACUCCUGCUCCCCGUCUCUCGCUCCAUCAGCAACACCCUACUUCCCCUCAUCCACUUCUCUACCAUCAGCCUUCCUUUCUCCAGCCAGUACCGCCACCGUCGGCGGAACCAUCAGUACCGAUCAUCGCCGAUUCGCUGAGCCGCCCACAGCUGCUGUCCUUCCUGUCUUCGGCGUAGCUCGCCGAACUUUCCCGGGCCCCUCACCACUCUCCAAAGGGACUCCCGGCUCCUGGUCCGAUUCUGCACCCGCAUUUCCAGGAAAUAGCGCAUUUCCCGCCGCCGUUCCCGCCGCUGUUUCCGCUGCGGACGCCGCCGCCGCCCCCACUGAACCCGCGCAAUGCGGGGUACUGCUUCGUCGUUGUUCUGCCACGGGUUCCGGCGUUUCAGAUGCUGAGUUCCUGCAGCAUGAUUGGAUGCGUCGAGCCGCGUGGAUGCGGUUGGCCACAGCGGGGGCUGCGGACAACGGCGCUGACGAUGCUGCGGCUACUGCUCACGUGGCGGAACACGACUACAGCGAGCGGAGGGACGAUGAGAUAGGCGACGGGGAGAAAUGUACGGCGACCGCGGACGAUAGCGCUCUUGACGCGUCGAAUGGAACGACCGAGGCCUAUCAAGGUGAAGAGGGUAAAACCGCCGAUCGUCGGAAUCACGUGGACGUAGCGUCACGGCCUCGUCACAAUCAGGCCAGCUCCGCCACGCGUUUCCUCCCAAAACCCCCAACGGCGUCAGCAACUAAUCUCGAAUCCGUUCUUAACGGGGAUGAGGACCCUGGUUACUGGGUCGACAGCGCGCAGACGUACCACAGCGUCGGUUGGAUCGGCAGCAACCAGCACCGCCGCCACGAGCUGCGUCACGAGCGGUUAGCUGCUGCUUGUGCUCCUAGUAGCGACACAUGUCUGAUAUCAUCUCAUACAAGUCGUUCGUACCCGCGCGAUCAUGACACCAAUGCAGCAGGGUGGUUAGACGACAGAGAUCGCACGGUAGCAGAAUCGUGGGUGAACGACAGCCGUCGAUCGCUGGAUGAGGUGUGGAUGGACAGCGCGCGAUCGCGCAUCCGGGACGCAGCAUUGCAGCUGGUGGAGGCGCAGCAAGCGGCGCUGGAGCAUAGUAGAGUAGCGUCUGCCAUGGAAGCUGCGAUGCUGGAGAGGCAGAGUAGCCUGGGGAGGCAGACGAGCCUGGGGAGGAGCCCUGGGGGAAACGGCGCAGGAGGAAAAGCGAGGAAGAGUAUGCUUUCCUGGUCACCUCCCGCCAAUGACGUGGGUGUGUGUAGGAGCACCCGCAGCAGCCCGAUGCGCAGAUUUGGUAUGGGAGGUUGGGGAGGGGGAUCGGUUUGUGACAAUGUGGGGGUUGCUUGUAACGGGGAUGGGAAUGAGAUAGAUUUGGUGGCUGGAAAGGUUUGUGUUGAGGGUUUCAUGGCAAGGACUGGGGGAAACUCGCCGUUGGGAAGGGUUGGGAUGAUUUUCCGUUUAGGGAGCUCCAAAGGAGUAGUUUCAACAAGUUAA